This is a messenger RNA of Acanthopagrus latus (yellowfin seabream), 1679 nucleotides long. RefSeq names its product T-SNARE Domain Containing 1 (gene tsnare1). Gene Ontology annotation, biological process: intracellular protein transport; vesicle fusion; vesicle-mediated transport. The coding region runs from base 42 to 1013 and encodes 323 amino acids. NCBI's taxonomy places the organism in Eukaryota, Metazoa, Chordata, Actinopteri, Spariformes, Sparidae. Gene Ontology annotation, molecular function: SNARE binding; SNAP receptor activity. The transcript has 12 exons. The record is from RefSeq and is a predicted model, not a curated record. Gene Ontology annotation, cellular component: membrane; SNARE complex; endomembrane system.
UUGUCAGUUCGCUCCAUCAUCCUCUGUGUCCGUCUUCCUCCAUGUUUCCCAGUGAUGUCACCCUGCAUUCUCCACCAGUAUGUUCUCCAGCGUCUCCUUGUGUCUGUCUGUGGUGCCUGCAUCUGACAACCAACCAACCAUUGGCCAGAAUGUCGUACGGGUCUAUUGACGGAGGCUCUUUUGGCAGUCGAAACCCAUUCGGAGGUCCUACAAGGCAGGGUUACCAGCCAGUUGCCACACAGGUCAGCCCCUCAGAACUGCAAGAUGUGUUUCAGGAGACCUCCUCCAAUAUCUUCCAGAUCAACGCAAACGUUGUCACACUAGAGAAAAAUCUGCAGUCACUGGGAACAUCUAGAGAUACAGCAGAGCUACGACAGAGCCUACACUCUAUGCAGCAGCAAACCAACAAAGUCAUCACCAGCACAAGCCAACUCAUCAAACAGCUCUCCGAUAUAAUCAGUGGCUCUUCACGGCAAGACCGUCUGCGCCUGACCAGACUAAAGACUGAACUCUCAGAGUCCGUGCAGCGUUAUGGGGAUCUGCAGAAGAAAAUUGCUGAGCGCUCUAAGGCCUUACUCCCUCCGGCACAGAAAGAGAAGAGGAAGAAUUCUCAGACCCCGUCCACUGAACAGAUUGAGAAGGGUCCACUGUUUGGAGAAGCUGUCAGCAUGGAGGGAGGAGCUCAGGCUUUCCUGUCUGAGAUCAGUGAGGAGGAUGUCGAGGUGCUUCGCCAAAGAGAGGAGGCCCUGCUGCAGAUCGAAAGAGACAUGCUGGACGUCAGUCAAAUCAUGAAGGAUCUGGCCAGCAUGAUCCAUGAACAAGGAGACGCCAUAGACAGUAUUGAAGAUUACAUCCAAACCGCAUCAUCCAACGUGGAAUCAGCCAAUCAGGAGCUUGCAAAGGCCAACCAAUACCAGAGGCAGCUGAGAAAGAGGAAGUGCUACCUCCUUGUGGCCGGCACCAUCGUCCUCACCAUCCUCAUCAUCAUCAUUGCUGUUUCAUCAAGAAAAUGAGACCACUGGUCAGUGUGGUAGCUGGCCUCAUUACAGUUACAUCACGGCGCUCAUGCCCAGUAUGAUCCCUAACCUAAGCAGCUGGUUUCCAGUAGGAGGGAGCUGCCCUGCGACAACAUUUCUACUCCAUCAUCCCUGCCUCUGUUUACAUGUGUAUCAGUGUGGGGAUGGAGGCCUUUCCAACCAUACCAAUGUGUCAAGAGUUGGCCCUAGUUUGUGCCUCUCAUGUAAUCAUCAUUGUGCUGAUUUGUUUUUUUCUUGUUUCGCUGGAUGUUUUCUGCUAACCAAAUGUUACCAUCAAAGCUGAAGCCACAAAUUAGAAUUCAGUGAUUAGAUCAGAGGCACCAGCUGGGGUGUUUCCAGUCCUGGACGUGAAGGAUUACUGUUGUAUUGUAUAUCACACAGCUCCUAAAUGUGGUGUUUGAUCAGAACACCAGAUGAAGAUGGAGCAAGAGCAUCAUGGUGAGACAAGACAGCCUUAGCUCUCCUGUAUUCACCGCUGUACUGUACGUUCUGUUUCUUUAAUGUAUUUUUACAGAAAAUAACUUAAUAUUUAUCAGCUUGUAGUGUAAUUUAUUCAGUAUUAUACUGUCCCGUUUGUCGAUAUUGGUAAAUAUUGUUUGACUGAAUAUAUCUUCCCAAAUAAAAGUCUAGAACAACAGAAUA